Messenger RNA from Archocentrus centrarchus (flier cichlid), 8552 nucleotides. RefSeq names its product receptor-type tyrosine-protein phosphatase delta. The coding region runs from base 429 to 6182 and encodes 1917 amino acids. The transcript is spliced from 33 exons. Gene Ontology annotation, molecular function: protein binding; protein tyrosine phosphatase activity. Lineage: Eukaryota; Metazoa; Chordata; Actinopteri; Cichliformes; Cichlidae. Gene Ontology annotation, biological process: protein dephosphorylation. The record is from RefSeq and is a predicted model, not a curated record.
UAAAGAGCACAACAGAGACAGACCCAAACCAGAGAAUAUAUUAUACACGCCCCACGUGCGUGUUUUUGCACCCCCCCCCUACCCUACCCCCAGUCUCUCCCCCCUCGACAAUCACUGAUGACGGACAACUCGAGGAAAGACGCGAAAUAAGAGCGAACGAGCGGGGGGGAAAGAAGAAGAACCUGAGGACGGAUUUCUUUCCUCCACGGUAUUUUCUCUGGGACUCGAUUGCCAUUACUGGAUGUAAAACAGAAAGAAGAAAAGAAAAGAAAAAAACAAACAAACUCGACUUCUCUUUACACAGAAAAAAGGAGAGUUUGAAAGUGACUGCAAAAUGGUGAUAAGGCUGUGAAUACCCUGCAUCUGAGAAAUCAGACCAGACUGACUCACAGGGCUCUGUGAGCCAGUGCCACCGAGGCUGCCAAAGCAUGCUGGUGCCAAGCUGUCCCACCAUGCACAGAGCCAGACCCACGCUGCUGCUGCCGCUGCUGCUUGUCCUGGGUCUGCUCCUCCACCUCGCCGACGCUCAAACACCACCAAAGUUUUUAAGAACCCCCAAUGACCAAACAGGCGUGCAAGGAGGUGUAGCAUCCUUCAUCUGCCAAGCUACAGGAGAUCCACGGCCGAAGAUUGUGUGGAACAAGAAGGGGAAGAAAGUCAGCAACCAGAGAUUUGAGGUGAUUGAGUUCGACGACGGCUCUGGUUCAGUGCUGAGAAUUCAGCCGUUGCGCACGCCCCGAGACGAAGCCAUAUACGAAUGCGUCGCCUCCAACAGUGUUGGAGAGACGAGCGCUACCACCAGACUCACUGUUUUACGUGAGGACCAGCUGCCCCCUGGUUUCCCCACCAUAGACAUGGGCCCACAGUUGAAAGUGGUGGAGCGAACACGCACUGCCACCAUGCUCUGUGCUGCCAGCGGCAACCCAGACCCAGACAUCUCUUGGUUCAAAGACUUCCUCCCUGUCAACACCAGCAACAACAAUGGGCGCAUUAAACAGCUCAGAUCAGGAGCCCUCCAGAUUGAGCAGAGUGAAGAGUCUGACCAGGGGAAGUAUGAAUGUGUGGCGACCAACAACGAUGGAACCCGCUACUCUGCCCCGGCAAACCUAUAUGUCAGAGUGCGUCGUGUGCCACCACGAUUCUCCAUUCCACCUACAGACAAUGAGAUCAUGCCAGGCGGCAGUGUCAAUAUCACAUGUGUAGCUGUGGGCUCCCCCAUGCCAUAUGUCAAGUGGAUGCUGGGUGCCGAGGAUCUUACGCCAGAAGACGAUAUGCCCAUUGGACGUAACGUCUUGGAGCUUACAGACGUACGGCAAUCAGCCAAUUACACGUGUGUAGCCAUGUCAACUCUUGGGGUGAUAGAGGCUGUGGCACAGAUAACAGUGAAAGCGUUGCCCAAGGCUCCCGGCAUUCCUGUAGUGACAGAGCGCACAGCCACAAGCAUAACACUGACUUGGGAUUCUGGCAAUCCUGAACCGGUUUCCUACUACAUCAUCCAACACAAGUCCAAGUACUCGGACGACUUGUACAAAGAGAUUGAUGGCGUAGCCACCACUAGGUACAGCGUGGGGGGCCUCAGCCCGUACUCUGACUACGAGUUUCGCGUGGUGGCAGUGAACAACAUCGGCCGAGGGCCACCCAGCGAGAGCAUUGAAGCCAAAACAGCUGAGCAGGCACCCAGCACCGCACCAAGGCAGGUCCGAGGUCACAUGAUGAGCGCUACCACCGCGGUCAUCCAGUGGGAUGAACCAGAGGAGGCCAACGGACAAAUCAUGGGCUACAGAGUCUACUACACCAUGGAUCCUAGCCAGCAUGUCAACCACUGGGAGAAGCAGAUUGUUCGGGGAUCUAACUUUGUCACCAUCCAGGGCCUCAUCCCAAAUAAGACCUACUACAUCAAAGUUUUAGCCUACACUUCAGUAGGUGAUGGGCCUCUUUCUCCAGAUCUUCAAAUCAUUGCUAAGACAGGAGUUCCCUCCCAACCGACCGACUUUAAAGGCGAAGCCAAAUCGGAAACAAGCAUUUUACUGUCAUGGAAUGCCCCGGCGCAAACUGGACAAGAAAAUCAAGUCACGGGAUAUGAGCUUUUGUACCGAAAGAGAGACGACAAAGAGGAGAAACGAGUCAGCUUUGAGCCGACAGCAACGUACCUACUGAAGGACUUGAAGCCCUUCACUACUUAUACUUUUCGGCUGGCUGCCCGAAGUAAACACGGAGUUGGAGCUUACACCAAUGAAAUCUCUGCAGAAACUCCACAGACACAACCCUCGGGGCCACCUCAGGAAGUCAAGUGCACUAGCCCCAGCUCCACCAACAUCCUGGUAAGUUGGCGGCCACCUCCAGUAGAAUUACAAAAUGGGAUCAUAACGCAGUACACCAUCCACUAUGCUGCGACCGAAGGGGAGGAUACAACCACUCGUCAAAUCGUCAACAUCCCUCCGGAAAGCACCCAGUACCUUUUGGAAAACUUGGAAAAAUGGACAGAGUACCGUGUGACAGUCACUGCUCACACAGAUGUUGGAGCAGGACCGGAGAGCCUGCCACAGGUCAUCCGCACAGAGGAGGAUGUUCCUAGCGGGCCACCUCGUAAAGUUGAGGUGGAGGCUGUCAACUCCUCAUCAAUUAAAGUGAUCUGGCGUUCACCGAUGCCCACCAAGCAGCACGGUCAGAUCCGAGGGUACCAGGUGCACUAUGUCAGGAUGGUUAAUGGGGAGUCCACAGGACAGCCAGCCAUCAAGGACAUCCUGAUUGAUGAUGCCCAGUGGGAAUAUGAUGAUACAACUGAUCACGAAAUGAUCAUCACAGAACUGCAGGCUGAGACCACGUAUUCUGUUACUGUCGCAGCCUUCACGACAAAGGGCGACGGUGCGCGCAGCAAGCCCAAGCUGAUCACCACCACUGGUGCAGUUCCUGAAAAACCUCGGCUUAUGGUCAGUACAACCAACAUGGGCACAGCUCUCCUCCAGUGGCAUCCUCCAGCAGUAACUCACGGGCCCCUGCAAGGCUAUCGUCUUCGCUUUGGCCGUAAAGAUGUGGAUCCACUGACCGUUAUUGAGUUCGCUGAGCGAGAGAACCACUACACAACCAAAGAGAUCCACAAGGGAGCCUCUUAUACUUUUCGCCUAUCGGCACGCAACAAGGUGGGCUUCGGUGAAGAGACAGUCAAAGAAGUCACCACAAAUGAGGAUGUUCCAAGCGGCUACCCUCAGAACAUUAAAGCAGAGGGCGCCACCACCUCCACCAUUCAGGUUAGCUGGCAACCUGUGUUGCUGGCAGAACGAAAUGGGCAAAUAGUGAAAUACGCUCUGCAGUACAAGGACAUCAACAGCCCACGCAGUCCCUCCGAACUCUUCAUCACUGCCCCGGAAUCAACAGUCAUCCUGGAUGGCCUUAGGGCAGAUACUACUUAUGAUAUUAAAAUGUGUGCCUUCACCAGCAAGGGCGCUGGUCCCUAUAGCCCAAGUGUCCAAUUCAGGACACAGCCUGUGGAUCAAGCAGUGUUUGCAAAAAAUUUUCACGUGAAAGCUGCCAUGAAGACAUCGGUGCUGCUCACAUGGGAAAUUCCAGACACCUACAACCCUGCUCAGCCUUUCACCAUCCUCUACGACAAUGGGCAGAGUGUGGAGGUCGAUGGCAAGUUAACCCAGAAGCUAAUCACGGGUCUCCAACCUGAAACUCAGUACUCCUUCCUUUUGACUAAUCGCGGUAACAGCGCGGGAGGUCUUCAGCAUCGUGUGUCCACCAUGACAGCUCCGGAUGUCCUCCGCACCAAACCCUACUUGAUUGGCAAGACUAACUCAGAUGGUAUGGUGACCGUGGAGCUACCUGCCGUCGAGACAUCUGAGAGAGUAAGGGGAUAUUACAUUGUGGUUGUACCUCUGAAGAAGCAGCGCACUGGCAAGUUUUUCAAACCCUGGGAGAGUCCCGAUGAGAUGAAUUUGGAGGAGCUGCUGAAGGAGAUAAACCGAACGAGCAGAGGCCUUCGGUUCCAGAGGCAGGCAGAACCCAAAGCCUAUAUCGCUGCUUACUUCAAAGACCUGCCCAAAGAUUUCACCCUGGGAGAUGGCAAGAUCUAUGGGGACUUUGAGAACAAGCAACUUCAGAACGGCCAGGAAUACAUCUUCUUUGUGCUUGCUGUUCUGGAGAUGUCUGAGAAUAUCAUGUAUGCAACCAGCCCCUACUCGGACCCAGUUGUUUCAGCCGACAUCGAUCCCCAGCCAAUCAUCGACGAGGAGGAGGGCCUUAUCUGGGUGGUGGGCCCUGUGCUAGCUGUUGUCUUCAUCAUAUGCAUCGUCAUUGCCAUCCUCCUUUACAAAAGAAAACGAGCUGAAUCUGAAGCUAGAAAAGGUAGUCUCCCCAACAGCAAGGAAAUGCCUCUUCAUCACCCCACUGAUCCCGUUGAGCUGCGACGUCUCAACUUCCAAACACCUGGUAUGGCCAGCCACCCUCCGAUCCCUGUCAUGGAAUUAGCGGAUCAUCUGGAGCGCCUGAAAGCGAACGAUAACCUCAAGUUUUCACAGGAGUAUGAGUCUAUCGACCCCGGUCAGCAGUUCACGUGGGAGCACUCCAACCUAGAGGUCAACAAACCAAAGAACAGAUAUGCCAACGUGAUAGCCUACGACCAUUCCCGAGUCUUACUCUCAGCUAUUGACGGUAUCCCUGGCAGUGACUACAUCAAUGCUAACUACAUAGAUGGCUACAGGAAGCAGAACGCCUACAUCGCCACUCAAGGUUCUCUACCAGAGACAUUUGGGGAAUUCUGGAGGAUGAUCUGGGAGCAGAGGAGUGCCACCAUCGUCAUGAUGACCAAACUAGAAGAGAGAUCCAGGGUAAAAUGUGACCAGUACUGGCCUACAAGAGGGACAGAGACAUACGGUCUAAUCCAAGUGACCCUGCUGGACACGGUGGAGCUGGCCACGUACUGUGUCAGGACAUUUGCACUUUUUAAAAACGGCUCCAGUGAGAAGAGGGAGGUGAGGCAGUUCCAGUUCACGGCCUGGCCAGACCACGGGGUACCAGAGCACCCCACUCCAUUCCUGGCCUUCCUGAGACGGGUGAAAGCUUGCAAUCCUCCAGAUGCAGGGCCCAUGGUGGUACACUGCAGUGCUGGCGUGGGACGCACAGGUUGCUUCAUCGUGAUUGAUGCCAUGCUUGAACGUAUCAAGCACGAGAAGACGGUGGAUAUCUACGGGCACGUAACGCUAAUGCGUGCCCAGCGCAACUACAUGGUGCAGACAGAGGACCAGUAUGUCUUCAUACAUGACGCGCUCCAGGAGGCCGUCAACUGCGGCACCACCGAAGUGCCCGCCAGAAACCUAUACGCCUACAUCCAGAAACUGACCCAGAUAGAGGGCGGAGAGAAUGUCACCGGCAUGGAGCUUGAGUUCAAGCGUUUAGCUAACACUAAAGCCCAUACAUCACGAUUCAUCAGUGCCAAUCUCCCCUGCAACAAAUUCAAGAACCGCCUUGUUAACAUAAUGCCAUACGAGUCCACGCGAGUGUGUCUUCAACCCAUUCGAGGAGUUGAGGGCUCUGACUACAUCAAUGCCAGUUUCAUUGAUGGGUACAGGCAACAGAAAGCCUAUAUUGCAACACAGGGACCACUGGCAGAGACCACGGAGGACUUUUGGAGAAUGCUCUGGGAGCAUAACUCUACUAUUGUUGUAAUGCUUACCAAGCUUAGAGAAAUGGGCAGGGAAAAGUGCCACCAGUACUGGCCAGCAGAAAGGUCAGCCAGAUACCAGUACUUUGUGGUGGACCCCAUGGCUGAGUAUAACAUGCCCCAGUAUAUCCUGAGAGAGUUCAAAGUGACUGAUGCCAGGGAUGGACAGUCACGGACAGUAAGGCAGUUUCAGUUCACAGACUGGCCUGAACAAGGAGUGCCAAAAUCAGGAGAGGGAUUCAUCGAUUUCAUCGGCCAAGUACAUAAAACAAAAGAGCAGUUCGGCCAAGAUGGUCCUAUCUCGGUGCACUGUAGCGCGGGUGUGGGUAGAACUGGAGUUUUCAUCACCCUCAGCAUCGUCUUGGAACGAAUGAGAUAUGAGGGUGUAGUAGACAUCUUUCAGACAGUGAAAAUGUUACGGACGCAAAGACCAGCCAUGGUGCAGACAGAGGAUCAAUACCAGUUCUGCUACAGAGCUGGCUUGGAGUACUUGGGAAGCUUUGAUCACUAUGCAACGUAAAAGACCCAGUAUUGGAAGAUAAAAGCAGAGGGCCCUUUGGAAAAAGAAAACCCAGUGAGCCUCUCUUCUGAGCCAUAAAUUCCUGCUUGAGAAAGUACUCCUUAACUCCUUGCUAACAACUCAUUACGUGUUGGAUGUGCGACAUGACUUGUCAAAAAACGUAAAAGAAAAAAAAAAAUGAUUCCCAGGAGGACCAAGUAUUUCCCCAACCCCGAUAAAACCUCGCCUUGACUUAAAGUGAGGGAAUCCUGACUGUUGAAGCAAUAUACGGAAUUACCUUUUCUUUUGCUUCAAGGAUUCAUUUUGGGGCUCGUAAAACUGAAUGAAACCAACACAACAAAAAAGUAAAUGAACAAUAAUGACAUCGUCAGAAAUGCAUCAGUGAUUAUGAACCAUUACGAGAGGCACUGGAGGCACACAGUAUUGCGGGGGAGGAAAAAAAAACAAAAGAACUCAAUGCACAUUGUAAAGAAAAAAAAAAAUCUGUUUCACAAUCAAAUACACACAGACAACCCAUCGCAAAAGAAGACAAUGCUUGGUCCACAAGAGGAGGACAGACUUAAAGUAACAAUGAAUAAAUACCCCGUUUUCUGUCACAAUGUUCAUCGUCUAAAUUUUGGGAAGAGGGUAAAUGAUCUAUGAAAUAAAUAAAAAAAAUUUAUUGAUUUAGUUUUUUAGUACUUUAUUAUACAGCUGAUGUACUUUUUUUGAAAUGUGGGAAUUUCAUUUUUUUACACAAAUUUAUCGCUUGGGGAAAAAAGUGAUAAAAUGUAUUUACGUAAAUGUUCUUUUUUUUUUUUUGUUGUUUUUUUUUUAAAGCUGUAGAACUGUUCUAACGUGCUAUUUUGCAGAGAAUCUCUUUGCUUUUUUUUUUCCCCUCUCCCUCUCAUUUUGUUGCACUUGGUGCACAGAACAGAAUCCACACAACCAAAAUUUAACUUUGUUCAGGAGUUAUAUUUUGGUCUUGAUUUUUCUGGGGGGGGGGGGGGUUUGUUUAAUUUUUUUGGUUUUUUUUGUUUCUGUCCAUGAUCACAUACAUGGUAACUUAAUUACUCCCGUGAGAUAAACUGGGGCUUUGUGGAAUCAACAGGGAUGAGCAAAGUAUGAAGUUGCUGCUACCGAUUAUCUUAGUUCUUCCAUGUUACAAUGAUGAGAGAACCUGAUGAAUCCAAUGACAUAUAUGACUAUAUAAAUAUAUGGUAUAGAUUGUCAAAUAUGUGAAAUAAAUAUAUAUAUAUUAAAGUAAAUAACAUUCUAAAUAUAUUGAUAAAGUACAUAAUUUAUGAGUAAAAUGUAUAUGAAAUAUGGAUCGUCUAUGAAAUCUUUUAAAUUGAGAGUAUGUGUGCUAUGGGGGAAAUGAAGAGAUUUUUCACUGGAAUGCACAUCAGUAGGACAAAACUGUAUUCUGAUUCAGUGCAUCUUUUCUUGUGCAAUAAAUAUGUGUAUGUUAGGUAGGGUUUUACGUGGAUAUGUUAAUCACUCAUUGACAUUGUUGUUUCCCCCCGCAAGUGAGGUGUGGGAGUGGGAAUGUCCAGGUGCCAGUCGAAGCAUCACUGGUGCAUUUUUUUCAAGCUCUCGUACACUUUGUAUUUAGAGACAGAGGGGUCACGCAGCCGCACUCACGUUCCACACAAUAGGGCAAGGUACAAAGACGUCACUUUGUCGUGGUUCUUUAAAGCGUUCAGUGGUAAGGACAUUUCUUUCAUUUUGCAUUUAGAGUGCCUUAUAUUUAUGCCUGUUUUUAUAAUGUUUCAUUUAACAUGUUUAAUGUAUCCUUUGAGUAAUCAAGGCAUUUAGUGUAAAUGUACAGUUUAUUUACCUUUAGUAUUCAUUUGUCACAUGAUGAGAUUAUAUAUGCAAAUAAGAACAUUUCAAAGGUCAUAUGUGUUAUUUUCAGUGGCCUUAUUGUGGCUGAGUGAAUUAGAGGAAAACAGUUAAAAAAACAAACAAAACAGCCAACAUUGCAAAUAAUUACCAGACAUGUUUCAAUUUUUCAGACAUGGCGUCAGGGAAGAAGAGACUGCAGGAAAGUGGUCUCAGAACUAAACAGGAUAAAGUAAUAUCCAUCGUGUCUCAAGGCCCAACCUACGGUUAAUGAACUUUUUACCAUUUCUAACUACAGUCACAUUUGACAGUAUUAUUUAGAUAAGAAAAAUGGAUUAGGCCAAAAAAAAAACAAACAAAAAAAACAAACAAACCAAGGAUGCCCAGUGCACAGGUCGUCACCGAAGGGUUUCUUCUUCAUGCCUUAGGUUUUUACUUUAUAUGUAGAGAAAUACAAACUGCAAACAAAACAUCAUUUAUGUUAUCCUGACAAUCCUAAAUGGUGUCUCAAGCCCCUUUUUUUUUUUUUUUUUUUUUCCCUUUUGU